Molecule: messenger RNA, 2353 nt
Organism: Hydra vulgaris (swiftwater hydra)
Lineage: Eukaryota; Metazoa; Cnidaria; Hydrozoa; Anthoathecata; Hydridae
Source: RefSeq, a predicted model, not a curated record
GUCACAUAUCACUAGCAUAAUUAAUAUAAGUGACAUGCCUUAUAAACAUAGAGAUCAUUUAGCGUCUCGCAAGAUUAUUUGUGCUUGUUGUGGUAAAAAAAAUUUAAAAUGUUCUAUGCUGGAACCUGGAACUCAGAUCCUAAAUCUGGUUCAAAUGUAUGCAAACAGCAACUACAAUCCAGAUCUACUUUCUAGCCCAACAGGUUUAUGUUCAAGCUGCAAGGUUUACUUAUACUCUGCCAAAAAAGGAGAGUCAUUAUCUAUUGUAACUUUAGAAAAUUGGUUGCUCACAUCUGAGAGAAUUAGAUUACUUCCAAGAUUUAAAGGUGAUGCAGAGUCAACCUGUGAUUGUCCACUAUGUGUUAUGUCCAGAGAUAAAUCCAAAGAGGUAAACCUGAAGGAUGUUUUAAGUGUUUAUUUAAAUGAACCUGAGAUAUCAAAUGAAGUUAUUAAAAAAAUUUGCUUUAAUUGUUAUCAAAGAAUCGGAGUGGGAAUUCGACAUUCCUGUAGUAAGAAAGAUACUGUGGAGAACUUAAGAAUGUUGUUAAUCUCAAAAGGUUUAAAAACAGUAGAACAAGUCCUCUCCAAAUCUUUAAAAGAAAUCCAGCAAGUUCAAAACAUUCAAAUGGGGGAAACUAUAAAAUUGUCGACAGGCGGAACUCCGUUGAGUCUACAGAUAGGAAAGAAGAAGGCAAUGAAAACAAUAUCAAGUCAAACUUUCUAUAAUAUAAAAAGAAAGCACGAUCUAUCAGAUUCUACAAUAAAUUCAAUUGCAAUGGAUUGCAGAAAAGAUUUGGGUAGAUUGGGGGUGGAAGCUAACACUUCAAAGAAAAUAAAGAUAUGGUCGUGUAGUCUUGAUGAUUAUUACGCAACAGAAAAAGUGGAGUUUACAGCUAAGAAAAAGGUUGGAAAUAAAAACAUCCUACAUACUGUAAUUAAAGAUUUAGUGUAUGUGAAAGAUUCCAAAUCACUUGUUGAACAUAUUUGCACUGUUAGGGGACUAGCAAUAGAUAAAGUUAUUAUUCGUGUUGGAAUAGAUGGUGGUCAAGGAUCCUUAAAAUUUGUAAUGAAUGUUUUUAAUAUAGAAACAGAUAUUGACUGUCGAGAAAACAAAAAUACUGGUGUUAAUAAAGUUCUGGUAUUGGCAUUUGUCAAAAAUGUUACUGAAAAUCAUGCGAACCUUCAGAUAAUUAUCAAGAAAAUAAUGCUCAACAGACUUAAGUUCUACUUAGCAGCAGAUCUUAAACUGCUAAAUAUAAUAUUAGGCUUAUCAGGACAUGGAGGUAAAUACUCUUGUUUAUAUUGCAAUGGUGAAAAGUCAAAUUUAGGAGAAUUGAGAACUUUCAAAAAGUUAAAGUUGCUGUAUGGAAGUUUUGCUGAAAAUGGAUCUAAGAAAAGUUCUAUGCAGAUCUACAAAAAUGUAAUACAUCCAUGUCUGCUUGAUGUAGCUGAAGAUACACAUGUACUUGAUGUAGUUCCUCCACCAGAACUUCAUUUGCUGAUGAAGAUUGUUACAGAGAUUUCUAAUGUUUUAUGUAAAGAACCAGAAAUUGCUGUAUGGUUAAGUAACCAUGGGAUAAUUUGGCAUGGAUAUAAUGGAGGUGGGUUAGAUGGUAGAAAUGCUAACAAAAUUCGGAAGCUAUUGCCUGAUUUGGAACAACAUAUUUUUGACCAUUAUCCUUUUUAUCAUCCAGUUGUUGAACUGUUAAAAUCGUUUUCUAUAGUUGUCGAUAAGUGCUUUGGUAUGAAACUUCAUGAGGGUUAUGCAGGUGCCAUUGCAAUGUAUGUUAAGAAGUUAAAGGAAACUGAAAUUUAUGUUAAAGUUAACUUUAACCACAAUCUCUCAAUGGGGUGGAAAGGUCAUAUUAUUGAACACCACCUUGUUAUUUUCUUAAACAAUAUUAGAAUGCCUCUAGGUGUAUUUGCUGAGCAAUGUUCCGAAUCUGUUCAUCACAACAUGCUUAAUACUUUGAGUAGAUUCGCAACAUCUGAAUCCAGAUCAAACCAUGGAGAACUAUUGAGAAGAGCGGUGUUAGAAUAUUCAAGCAAUAGAGUGUAGAUGAUUUGAUAUAAAUCAAUCAUUGGAUUUUCUUAUUAUAAUACGAUUACUUAUCUUUUAUGUAAUAUUGUAUUUGUCUUGUAAAUUAUACUUUUUGUAUUAUAUUUUGUAUAUUUGUUAUUUUAAUACUCCAUAAAUUCAUUUCUAAAUUAUGUUGCUUUUUCUGUAAGUUUAUCCAUAAGCUUAAUUUUGUUAUCAGCUUGAUUGUUAAUUUUUCAUGGACUUUCUUAUUUUAAUAUAUUCUAGUUAUAUUUUAUUAUGUCUUGGACAUUAUAAUUGUAUUAUAUUAUACAU